AUGCGUCUUUUCCUUUUCCUUGGCUUGUCCUCGUUAGCGGCCGCUGCAAGAACUUCAACAGUCAAUUUGGAAACUUCAGACGAAACCUCAUCAAUCACAUCAAUUCCUACUCGAACCCCAAACAAGCCAGCCGAACCAACCGAUGUGAAAACCAUCACUUCCCCUGGCGGGGUUUCUAUACGUUACAAAGAGCCCGGGAAAGCAGGUGUUUGUGAGACCACGCCGGGUGUGAACAGUUAUUCGGGAUAUGUCGACUUGAAUGAUGCUACCCACAUGUUUUUCUGGUUUGUAGAAGCAAGAAAAAAUCCUGAAAAUGCGCCUCUUACGCUGUGGUUGAAUGGCGGACCAGGGUCUGAUUCACUUAUUGGAUUCUUCCAAGAGCUUGGGCCUUGCAACGUUACUAAAGCUCUCAAGACGCAACUUAACCCUGAAGCUACAAUCGACCCGUCUGUGGCGGUCAACACUACGGAUGCCGCCGCUGUUGGAGCCUGGCACGUAUUACAAGGCUUCCUAGCCAACCUGCCGCAGCUCGAUUCCAAGGUUGCUUCGAGAAGGUUUAACCUCUGGACCGAGAGCUACGGCGGCCAUUAUGGACCCUCCUUUUACUCCUACUUCAAAGACCAGAACUCCGCCAUAGCGAACGGGACGCAAAACGGCACGCAGCUCGUCAUGGAUACACUUGGCAUCGGAAACGGCAUCAUCGACGAGAGAAUCCAGGCACCAUAUUACGCCGAGUUUGCCGUCAACAACACCUAUGGUAUCAAGGCUGUCAACGAUACUAUUUACGAGCAAAUGAAGGCCGCAUAUUAUGACCCAGGAAUGUGUAGAGAUCAGAUCGAUGCAUGUGUUGCCGCUGAUCGGUCUACUCCGAAAGGCGAACGAAUUUGUGCGAGCGCCGGUCAAAUCUGUAGAGCUGGCACCGAAGCACCCUAUUACAAAUACAGUAAUCGUGGUACUUAUGAUAUCCGACACCCGCGAAAUGAUCCUACCCCACCGGAUUAUUUCGUAGAUUAUCUCAAUCUGGCGAGCACUCAGAAUGCUCUAGGUGUGAACCUCAACUAUACCAGCAUGUCAAACAAUGAGGUUGGCUUCAAUUUCCAGAACACAGGUGAUUUUGUUUUCCGAACUUUCAUUACCGACCUCGAGGAACUCCUGGACAACGACGUCCGGGUAGCACUGUUUGCCGGAGAUGCGGAUUUCAUCUGUAAUUGGUUUGGCGUCGAAGCUGUCUCCUUGGAAAUGAACUAUACUAAUAGCGCUGAAUUCCGCGCCGCAAGCUAUGUGCCAUUCAUGGUAGACGGAACUGAAUACGGCAAAGUGCGACAAUAUGGGAACUUCUCCUUCCUCGUUGUCUAUGAGGCCGGCCAUGAGGUUCCGUAUUAUCAACCCAAGGCAUCCCUCGAAUUCUUCAAGCGUGUCCUGGGGAAGAAGGCAGUUGCAGAUGGGGUCACUGAUGUUACGGCAACUUAUGGAACGAAGGGCAACCAGACCGGGUCAGGUCCAUCGCCCACGCCCACCGACGGGUCGUCUGGGUCCAAAACUUCAGGGGCGGCUUCGCCUACUUCGACCAAGAGCGCGGCAACGAGAACACAGAUUAUUUGGGGUGAAGGAAAGAGUUGGAUACUUCUUGGCAUAAUAGGCGUUGUAUUCACGGCGUUUGUGUAG
Molecule: messenger RNA, 1665 nt
Organism: Venustampulla echinocandica
Lineage: Eukaryota; Fungi; Ascomycota; Leotiomycetes; Helotiales; Pleuroascaceae
Product: Carboxypeptidase
Exons: 4
Coding region: 1-1665 (554 amino acids)
Biological process (GO): proteolysis
Cellular component (GO): fungal-type vacuole
Molecular function (GO): serine-type carboxypeptidase activity
Source: RefSeq, a predicted model, not a curated record